This is a messenger RNA of Paraglomus occultum, 954 nucleotides long. The record is from the annotation of a GenBank genome assembly. NCBI's taxonomy places the organism in Eukaryota, Fungi, Glomeromycota, Glomeromycetes, Paraglomerales, Paraglomeraceae.
AUGAAACAUGCAAAGACUGUAGAAGAAUGGAUUGUCACAAGAGACGGUUGUAGCAUGUAUACAAAAUCAUGGAAGACGGCAACCCAACCACCGCUGGCAACCAUGGUCUUUCUUCAUGGCUUUGGCGAACAUGUUAACCGAUACAAUCACAUGUUUCCAAGAUUCGCCCAAGCCAACAUUGAAGUUUACGCAUACGAUCAAAGAGGGUUUGGAAAGACCGGGUUAAAAAAUGGGAAUUUAGGUAUUACGGGAGGAUGGAAGGUUAUCAAGGAAGAUAUUACGGAUGCCUUGAAGAUUGCGAAACAACCUGGUGUGCCAUUGAUUUUGUUUGGGCAUUCGAUGGGUGGCAGUCUCGCACUUCGUUACGCAGCCGAAGGUCCCGAGUCUAAAAACAUCUCGGCUCUUCUCAUCACUUCUCCAUUGAUUCGAUCAGCCAGAAUCAACGAUUCAACAGUAACUCUAGGAACUGGGUUAUCGAAAGUAUUGCCAAAUUUACAGUUUAAUACCAAGAUAGACAUUAAAUAUGUGUCGCGUGAUCCGAAGGAAUGUCUCAAGUAUGCGAACGAUCCGUACAAUCAUCCUUACUGGAGCUUGAAAGGAGCUAGCGAUGUUCUUCGUGGAGCAAAGUUGGUCAUGAAAUCAGGAUACGAGAGAAUCACUCAUCCUAUCUACUUGGCGCAUGGCACUGGUGAUCAGGUGACAGCCUUUGGUUCAACCAAAGAGUUGUACGAAAAACUACCUUCCAAAGACAAGACUUUUAGAGUAUGGACGGGACUAUUUCAUGAGAUGCAUAACGAACUUGAGAAAAAUCAAGUGAUCCAAGAGUACAUUGACUGGACAGUAUCACGCGCCAAACAACUUAGACGAUAUCCAUUUGACGCCGAUGAUACUACUACAAGUUAUACACCAUUGCAACCGUUGCGCGACUUUGGCCCUUCUACCUUGUUUGGAUAA